This is a messenger RNA of Phlebotomus papatasi, 1392 nucleotides long. RefSeq lists its product as uncharacterized. The record is from RefSeq and is a predicted model, not a curated record. NCBI's taxonomy places the organism in Eukaryota, Metazoa, Arthropoda, Insecta, Diptera, Psychodidae. The transcript is spliced from 2 exons. The coding region runs from base 284 to 1339 and encodes 351 amino acids.
GCUUGGGCAGAAGAUGUAUUUGUGUGUUAGUGAAAGAAGAAAGUGGUUUUUGCAGGUGGGUUUUCCAUCGUCUCGACUGCAUGAUUCAGUCUCAAUUGCGGAUUUCACGGUGCAACUUCCAGACCAUUGACUUUGGGAGAUUCUAUACGUCUCUGCCAAACGGUGUGUGAAAAAUUGUGCAAUAACUUCAAUUAUCAAAGGGAAGAUCUCUAGUCAUUCUCCCAGAGACACAGUGACCAGUGAAGACGGUGGAAGUUUUGCGGAUAAUUUGCAAAUAAAAAAAAUGAAAGUAGAUCAACGUGUGACACUUUGGUGGCUUUUUCUCUCGUUGACCUGGAUUUACACAGUGAAUGGGAUUUAUCUUCAAAAUUCUACGCGACGUCCUGAUCGUCGUCAAGAUUCCGUGACCUCCUGGACAGACGCAGUGGACGAACAAGAUGGCCUUUGGUCGACCUUACUGACUGACUGGACAUUGAGUGAGGACCAAGAGGAUUCACAUCGAGAGGGAAAAGUUCUUCCAGUGACCAGAAAGUACAUCCCAACGUCAGGGUUCUUCGUAACCCGGCGACUUGGGGAGGAACUGGAAUUAGAACCACAUCGUCGGCAUCCUGGGAAAAUUCUAGACUUCAAUGCUCCCGCAAUGGAAGGGAAUGGCCCUAGAGAAGUCUCUGAGACAGAUCUCUAUCUCCUGGGAGCGAUUGAGAAACUCGUCUAUCGAGUGGACUACAUGGAGAAGCGCCUGAGAAGAACUGAACAGCUCCUCUACUACAUGAUGCAGGGAAAUAAUCAAAGAGAAGCAGAACACUGCCCAGAAAACUUCACAAGGGCAGGUGGAAAUUGCUAUCAUUUGGGAACAAAUCGAGAGAUAAAUUGGAAGGCUGCGAGUAGCUUUUGCAAAUCAAUGGGGGCUCAUUUGGCUGAAUUUGAGACAGUUGGGGAAUACAAGGAUGUGACUGAAUUCCUGCUCAAUCAGCCACCAUUCAGAGGGAAAGACUUCUGGCUUGGAGGACUCAAUCCAGGUCUCCUCUGGAUUUGGUCCCAUUCAGCUCGACCAAUAAAUCGAGACACAAAUCUAGCAGCCGUUGCUAAUUCAACGUCCACUGCUUCGGGCAAGGGCCCCAAGCCCUCGAAAAAGCCCCCAAUCAGCCAAACGGAGGAAAAGCUACUGAAUAUCAAAGGAACAGGGAGAUGCUUGAGACUUACCUUCAAUCCCAGCUCACACAACUACACGUACUUCGGUCAGGACUGCUCAGCUCGGCAGCACUACCUCUGUGAACACAUGGACAGGAAUCUGGAGAAUGAAAUAUCUCGGAUCUCUCGGCAAUUGCUGCUCAACUAGCUUUUAAUAUGUCAGCUUUUUUCUACAAAGACAAAAUGUACAAUUUUAUCCCA